Molecule: messenger RNA, 971 nt
Organism: Lytechinus variegatus (green sea urchin)
Lineage: Eukaryota; Metazoa; Echinodermata; Echinoidea; Temnopleuroida; Toxopneustidae
Product: synaptogenesis protein syg-2-like
Exons: 4
Coding region: 126-971 (281 amino acids)
Biological process (GO): cell-cell adhesion
Cellular component (GO): cell-cell junction
Molecular function (GO): cell adhesion molecule binding
Source: RefSeq, a predicted model, not a curated record
GGCAGACCCUGCCCGUCAAAGGAGAAGAUUUUACGAUGACGUGCAUCUAUUCGCCUCCUUCAAAUUAUCGUGCAGUAUAGUGGAGACACAAGGGCAUCCAGGUAGCUUAUGAAUUGUGCAGUUCUAUGAUGAGUAGCUGUACAACUUCUGUUCCUAAUCCUACAAAGUACACGUUAUUGGGAGAUGACCGCAGCACAUCCCUUACAAUAAUCAAUUUGACCACUGGUGACAAUGGGAGAUACACAUGCGAUGUUUUGAACCUAGAUGGGCAACGUUCAGCGAAUGAACAAUUGGAAGCACUAAAUCCAGUUCCACCAGCAAGGGUAUUUGUGUCUGACACGCAAUCGGGCUGGCAGUACUUGAACUACGCUAACAUAAGUAUAACUGCUGGAGAUCCGUACAACAUCACAUGUGGGGCAAAUAGGGCAAGGCCUCCUGCUGUUCUGCAAUGGCUAUUACCAGAGGGUGUGACCGUUGUUCAUCAGGAUCAGUCUGAUGACAUUCAAGACGGAUAUUACACAUCCCGGAAAUCUUUGACAAUCACACCAACCAGAAACGAUCACGGAAAGAUCAUCAGCUGCAUCGUAUCACACCAAGAUCUACAAAGGACUAUUAGAUACUUAGUUACUCUGAAUGUUCGUGUUCUACCGACCAGUGUGCUCCUCUUUCUAACUGGAGGUAACCAGUCACUAUCAACAAUCCUAUACGUUCAAGAAGAUUCACCGACUUCAAUUACUUGGCUACAAGAAGAAGUACUAAUGACUGUCCAAGGUGAUAUGCUCGAUGGAAGAGAGACUAACGUAACCUGUACAGCUCGUAAUGGAUACCCGGCUCCUUUCAUCCACUGGUACAUCGGAUCAAGAAAUAUUACGAAUAGCUCAUCACUUAAGAUCUUGGUCAACAGCGCUGAUCGAUAUGAUGCUGUAAGCACUCUGAUCUUCUCGCCAAGCUUAGGAGGCCAUUGGCCAUAA